AUGAGCGUCACGGCUCAAUUUCACGAAUCCACACAGCAUGCUCUGUAUGAUAUCACAUGCUCCAAGCCAGGCGCAUCCGCUAACAUGAAUGACAGAAAGCAGUCAAUUCGCGUCUUGGCCGCGCCGACAACGAGCGAUUUCUGGAACACUUUCGCUAUCUCCUUUGCUUCCCCUGGCGGUCCUGGCCCACAAGAGUUCAAGGUUGCGACGAUAAGCCCUACUGGAGCAGCACUCACAGGCACGACGGCUUUUUCCCUGGUUUGGCUUGUACAUUGGUUGCGGCGCCAGCCGGAGAUCAGUAAAGGGAAAUGGUCGCUGGUCUUCCUGCUGCUUGUUUCCGUUGCCACAGCCGUCUACGGCUACACGCGGAGGCAGUGGCUGCAGUAUCUGAGACAAGAGGCAGUCGAGGGCGCAUCUGCCGUGGUCACAAACCUGCAAGCUUUCGAGGCUUCGACGUCAUCUGCGCUCGCAUUGAUCCAAGAAGUCGAGCUUGUCUCAAGGGGCUACAGACUUCUGCGAGCCGCCUUUGCUGACGUCGUCCCAAUCUUCGUAGAGCAGUGUGGAGUCUUAAAGCAGCUGAUCCUGGAGGAUGAUCUCGAGAAGUAUCUAGAUGUCUACGAUAUCAGCAACCCGGAUCUGCAGGAAGCGGCUUUGGGCUACUCUGAGACUGAAUUCGAAGAUCACGAGACCCUGAAGGCACUUCGCACUCUGCAAUAUCGCCUUUCUACCCUCCGUCGCGUCUAUUUGUGCUCCUUGUUGGCUCUCGAGGCGGAUGGUGGGAAGCCUGAUUUCGCUCGGUGGUCAACCGUGGUAGACUCCAUGCAGUGUCUGGCUCGCCCAACUGGACAGUGGAGCGAAAACUUGAACAACAUCCUGUCCGAAGAGGAGCAGUUCAUUAUACCCUCACCAGCUCAUAUCACGCCUACGCCCGGCAAGGAGAAAUUGCGCAAUUCGGUCCGUAAGCUGUCAGGCCUGUCGCAAGGUAUCAGAGGUCUACAGGCCAAGAUGCAGGUACUUCGAGAAGAAACGAACAAGAGCCUAGAAGACACAGAAGAUGUUCAUGAACUUGGGCGACAUUUGAUGACCCAAUAUGAGUCUAUUGGUGCCGACAUUAAGAGCCUAGUGCAAGCCUGGGAGGCAGGCAAGACCGCAUUGGUACUCAACAUAGAUCGCCAAGAGCGUCGCAUUUCACAUGCAUCCAGUGGCUUGCGCUCGCCAGUUCCAAGCUUAGGUGGCCUGACUGCCGUUGAUGAAGGCAGUCCGUCCGAUGCCCUGCGCGCCCUCAAUGGAGACUUACUGAGCCCCCAGCAGAGUGCGCCAUCGAGCGACCAGGGCAGCAACUCCGACGACGAAGUUUUCGAAGCGAUUGCGAUACCCAAAACUCGAGCCACAAUGUCGCGUGAAGAACGGUCCGACAAGCUUCAGCACGUGAACAGCGAGACGCGAGUACCAACAUGCUGA
Molecule: messenger RNA, 1461 nt
Organism: Parastagonospora nodorum SN15
Lineage: Eukaryota; Fungi; Ascomycota; Dothideomycetes; Pleosporales; Phaeosphaeriaceae
Exons: 4
Coding region: 1-1461 (486 amino acids)
Biological process (GO): mismatch repair; regulation of DNA replication; leading strand elongation
Cellular component (GO): PCNA complex
Molecular function (GO): DNA polymerase processivity factor activity; DNA binding; myosin binding
Source: RefSeq, a predicted model, not a curated record